Aspergillus alliaceus is the source of this 1560-nucleotide messenger RNA. Its product is annotated as putative cysteine synthase B. NCBI's taxonomy places the organism in Eukaryota, Fungi, Ascomycota, Eurotiomycetes, Eurotiales, Aspergillaceae. Gene Ontology annotation, cellular component: cytoplasm. Gene Ontology annotation, molecular function: cystathionine beta-synthase activity; cysteine synthase activity. The transcript is spliced from 3 exons. Bases 1 to 1560 code for a protein of 519 amino acids. The record is from RefSeq and is a predicted model, not a curated record.
AUGACCAAUAUCAAUGAGCACAAUGUAUACUUCGGGCCAGAUGCCCUCAAAAAGUAUUUUGAUCCAGAUUGCCAGCCUCCCUUACCUCUUGUCGAGCUCCCAGUGCAUUUGAAUCCGUAUUAUCAUGAUGGUGUACGAAUUUAUGCCAAGAUGAUGACUAUGCAUCCAGCAAACAAUGUCAAAGCAAUGCCAGCGAUGAAUAUGCUCGAAUCGAGCGUGAUACCCGGCAAGACAGGUACUAUCAUCGAAUACAGCUCGGGGUCCACAGUGAUCUCGAUGUCUAUGAUCGCCAGGGUGAUGCAUGGAGUUCAAGACACGCGUGCAUUUCUCAGUAAUAAGACCAGCGAGGCCAAGCUAAGGCUGAUGCAGUUUUUCGGGCUCAACAUCACCCUUUUCGGCGGCCCAUCCCAGCCCGAGCCGUAUGACGAGCGCGGAGGUAUCCAGAGCGCCCGAAGGAUGGCAAUGGAUUCCGAUAGCAUCCUCAACCCAAACCAGUACGAGAAUGACAAUAACUGGAAAUCACACAUUCGCUGGACCGGACCCCAGAUCUACAAACAGCUCCCGGAGAUAAAUGUCCUCUGCGCGGGCAUGGGGACAUCCGGGACAAUGACCGGAUUGGGGACCUACUUUAAAGAAGCCAAGCCGUCGGUGCUUCGUCUGGGUGUGUGCACAGCCCCGGGAGAUCGGGUGCCUGGUCCACGAUCAUUCGCUUUGAUGAAACCCGUGGAGUUCCCCUGGAAAGCAGCCGUUGAUACCAUUGAGGAAGUCAAUUCAUCAGACUCGUUUUCAUUAUCGUUGGAUCUAUGCCGGGAAGGCAUUGUUUGUGGUCCUUCAUCUGGGUUCAACCUGCAAGGCCUCUUUCAAAUGUUGGAAAAUCGCAAGACAGCCGGUACUUUGUCUGAGCUUGCGGGACCUGAUGGCUCUAUCCAUUGUGUCUUUCUUUGCUGCGACCUGCCUUAUCAAUACAUUGGAGAGUACUUCCAAAAGUUGGGGUCUGACAAGUUCCACCCCAUUCAGAAUGCAGGACUUGCCAAAGUUGAUCUACAUCGUUACGACGAAAGCUGGGAGCGAAGCCCAGUAGUGCUUUUCACCCAUUUUUAUGAUACGCCCAAGGUUUUGACAGAAAGUCUCUUGAGUGACAUCAAACUCAGACCUCUGUGCUGCGUUCUAGACCUAAGAACAGCAGCGGAUUUUGCCUCAUGGCACCUUCCUGGGUCGGUCAAUAUUCCCUUGCAAAGCCUUGACUCUCACACCCCCAAGCCAUUCUCGGAGCCCAGUGUACUCGAGGCGCAGUGGCUGGAACUAGAGGCAAUGUUCAAGGAGCCGAGUGUGGUCGCCAAGCUUGAUGCCCACCAUGUGCUAGUGAUCUGUUACAAUGGAGACACGGCCCGAGUGGCCACCAGUGUCCUGCGAGCUAAAGGCAUUGAAGCGGACAGUCUUCGCGGAGGAUACCAAGCUCUGAAAGAUCACGGGUUAUGGGGUAAUAGCGGAGUUGAUUCGGUGGAGAAGAGUGUAUAUCCAACAACUACGGCAACCGAGUUGUCCGUGCUGACGAAUUAA